AUCAGCUGUUGGUCGUGAUGCCAAAGAAGUUUCAGGGUGAGAACUCUAAAGCUGCCACAGCCAGAGCCCGCAAGGCUGAGGCCAAGGCGGUGGCAGAAGCUCGCAAGAAACAGGAGGAAGAGGAUGCUUUGUGGCAAGAGACAGACAAACAUGUACUCAAAAAAGAGCAGAGGAAGGAUGACAAGGAGAAGAGGAGGCUAGAAUUCCUGGAGAGGAAAAAGGAAACCCAGCGUCUUCUAGAUGAGGAAAGUGCAAAACUGAAAGGCAAGUCGACCAAGGAAACUGCAAAAAAAGUGACUCGUGCGCAGAUUGAGGAGAUUCUUAACAACGAGCAACAGCAGGACCCCCAGCUCAAAAUAAAAGAAAUGAGCCACAUGGAAAUUCCACUAGAAGAGAAUGUGAACAGAAUUAUACCAGAUGAAGGAACUGUGGAAGCCAGAUCAAUAGAAGAUGCCAUUGCUGUGCUCAGCACGGGACCUGAGGAGAUGGAGCGCCACCCAGAGCGGAGGAUGAAGGCUGCGUUUAUUGCCUACGAAGAGGCCAACAUGCCACGGCUAAAACAGGAGAACCCCAACAUGAGGCUGUCGCAGCUCAAGCAGCUUUUGAAGAAGGAGUGGAUGAAAGCGCCGGAGAAUCCCCUGAACCAGCGCUUUGCCAGCUACAACUCAAAGUGAACGCACUCUUUCCUCGCAUAUAACUCCAUUUGGAGACUCUGCCUAUGCACAUUGGAGACGUACAUUUGAAAAUUAAAUGAUUUCAUUCCAAAUUUGUGUAGCUGAUGAAAGCUUCACUGGCUGCCCAGAAAGGCAGAGGCCCAGCACUGUCGUUCCUUUCAACUGUUGCAAAAAGAUAAUUUUCCUCAGUCAUGGUCACAACUGGUAGUCAUGAGACAUUUUCAGUAGCUGUUAAAUUAAAUUUGAAUUAAUUUUAUUUUCACUUUAGUUCUUCUGGAGAAGUGAGAAACCUGAGGGAUUAACUUAUUAAAAGGUCAGAACUCUUUCAUCCACAUUUCGUGUUGCUUUGAAAUGAAAGGCGUGUGUUCUUCCUGCUGUGCCAAACAAAGGAAGCUGAAGUCGUAUGUAGAAUGUGUUCCGAGUGUUUUGCCCCCAAUAGUCAAGGUGGUAUCAGUAAAUGAUGAAGCUCCUUAA
This is a messenger RNA of Thalassophryne amazonica, 1148 nucleotides long. RefSeq names its product coiled-coil domain containing 124 (gene ccdc124). The transcript has 4 exons. Gene Ontology annotation, biological process: transcription by RNA polymerase II. Bases 18 to 674 code for a protein of 218 amino acids. Gene Ontology annotation, molecular function: transcription coactivator activity. NCBI's taxonomy places the organism in Eukaryota, Metazoa, Chordata, Actinopteri, Batrachoidiformes, Batrachoididae. The record is from RefSeq and is a predicted model, not a curated record. Gene Ontology annotation, cellular component: nucleus.